This is a messenger RNA of Protopolystoma xenopodis, 1041 nucleotides long. NCBI's taxonomy places the organism in Eukaryota, Metazoa, Platyhelminthes, Monogenea, Polystomatidea, Polystomatidae. The record is from the annotation of a GenBank genome assembly.
AUGGGCCCACCGUACCUAAAAGAUAUUCUGGAAGAACCUGGCAAUACUCAUUGUGCUGACUGCUCCGAUAAGUUUCCCAGUUUUGUGUGUACCAAGCUUGGCGCUCUUUUGUGUAAAACCUGUGCAGAAAAAGGAAAUAAAGUUGUAAAUGAGAUCCUCGAGUUUGAGCUGCCUCCGUUCUACUGCAGACCUUGGCCUGGUAAUACGUGCCCCGAUUUUGUACGUGAAGCCUUUGUUCAUUCAAAAUAUGAUUCAUUGGAGUUUACUAAUGGUGCCAGACAAAGAGGUGAUCAAAGCCAAUACUUUUGUUCUGAAAAAGUUGGAAUUCUGUCCAAGAAAGUGAAAAAAUCAUUAACAUUUGUUGAUAGAAAAUUUCAGUUACUUAUUGAUCGCAACUUGUUCCUAUACUUUUUUAAAGCUGAGCAUGAUGAGCCAAAGGUUUCUGUGAACCUUGAUAAUAUGAAUAUUUUCUUCAUAAAUGAAAAGGAGUUUGAAUUGCCUCCCCAUACAAUACUAGUACAUUUCAGCGACGCCGGUAUUACACAUUUCUGGUAUCUAAGAUCAACUACUAGUAAAACUAUUGUUAAUUGGUUCAAUGCCAUUCGAUACGGCAAAUAUCAUAGGAUUUGCUUGAAUUCAAUGACAAACAGAGAUAUUUCAUCUCAAAUACUUUCAUCUCUUUCCCACCCUACAAUAGUCACAGGCUGGUUAAAUAAAACAGGUCCUAAACCAAGAGCAGCUUGGAGAACACGAUGGUGUGUUCUUAUAAACCGUAAACUUUUUUAUGGCGAGGAUAGGCAUAUGGAUGAGCCAAAUGGUGAAAUAUUUAUAGGACACGAAUCUGAUCACUAUGCCGUUGUUUUGGGUGUCCACGAAUCAUGCAAAAGACCAGCUGGGCCCAGCUUUACUCUUCAUACUCCCUUGCGAAUGUAUGCAUUGUAUGCAAUGACAGAAUCGGAAAGAGAAAAGUGGGUUUCUGCCAUAAGCAAGGUAAUAUUAACACCACUUUCUUUAGACGAUUACAAACUUAAUCGAAAUUGA